Molecule: messenger RNA, 610 nt
Organism: Dreissena polymorpha
Lineage: Eukaryota; Metazoa; Mollusca; Bivalvia; Myida; Dreissenidae
Product: 60S ribosomal protein L26-like
Exons: 4
Coding region: 128-559 (143 amino acids)
Biological process (GO): ribosomal large subunit biogenesis; cytoplasmic translation
Cellular component (GO): ribosome; cytosolic large ribosomal subunit
Molecular function (GO): structural constituent of ribosome; RNA binding
Source: RefSeq, a predicted model, not a curated record
GGUCAUAAUAGAUAUCGGGCUACAUAGCAGUCCGGAAAAUAAUGUGCUCCGGCGAAUGCACAUCGUAACAAGCAAAUAUUUUCAACUUCCUUUUCCGGUAUAAGUCCCAAACAUCAGGGCUGCCAAAAUGAAGUUGAACAAGAUGGUGUCGUCUUCUCGGAGGAAGAACAGGAAGCGUCAUUUUAAUGCACCUUCACACAUCCGCCGCAAGUUGAUGAGCGCUCCACUUUCAAAGGAACUUAGGCAAAAACACAAUGUUCGAAGCAUACCCAUUCGGAAAGAUGAUGAAGUUCAGGUUGUUCGCGGACAUUACAAAGGUCAGCAAGUUGGAAAAGUCGUCUCUUGCUACAGAAAGAAAUUUGUAGUCUACAUAGAGAGAAUUCAGAGAGAAAAGGCCAACGGUGCCUCUGUAAAUGUUGGCAUUCACCCUUCAAAAGUUGUCAUAGUGAAACUUAAGAUGGACAAGGACCGCAAGCGUAUCCUGGACCGCAAGGCCAAGGCCCGCCAGACCACAGACAAGGGCAAACACACCGAGGAAUCCAUCAUGGAGACCUCAUAAGUCUGUCAAUCUUAGGUGUGCAGUCUGUCAAAAUAAAGAGAAAAACAAGCA